UUGAGAUUGAGAUACCAGAAAAGUUAUUGUUGAGGUGAUAAUAGAUAUGGAACUAAAAACAGUCUUUGACAAAGAGUUCUUAUGAGAUAAUCUAAGUAUCGAGCAAUAUGACAGAUCACAAAGUUCCAAUUUUGGGGGGCCGUCAUCUUCAAACCUUAUUACUUUUUCUGGCAGUUGUGAUUAUGUAUGCUACAAGGCAAAAUGCAUCUGUUUCAUUGGUUGCUAUGACCGACGCAAAGACAACGAAUCCAAAUUUUCACGAGUUCAAUUGGAACGAGAAACAGAAAUCAUACAUUCAAAGUAGCUUCUUUUUUGGAUAUACAUUUUCUCAAAUUCCCGGAGGAUAUGCAGCACGAAGAGCUGGUGUGAAAAUGACUCUAUUUAUAGGAAUAUUCACGAGUUCGGUGUUGGGUCUUUUAUUACCGAUUUGUGUAUUUUGGGGGGGUUGGCAAAUCUACUGCGCGAUUCGAAUUCUUCAAGGAAUAUUCCAAGGAGUACUUUUCCCGUGUAUAUACCAGCACCUAGCUAAGUGGUCGCCUGUGGAAGAACGAAACCGACUUGGUGCCCUGAGUCACUCCGGCCUACAAUGCGGUAUGAUCGUCGCAACGUAUGUCACAGGAAUGAUUGCUGGAUCCAGCUUGGGAUGGCCAGGAGUUUUUUACGUUUACAGUGGAGUGGGAAUAGCGUUUAGCUUAAUUUGGUUCAUAUUUGCAGAGAAUACACCAGCUGAGGCUAAGUUCAUAACUGCUGCUGAAAGGAGCUACAUUCUAACUUCUCAGGCGUAUGUUGAAUUUGGUCAGAGGAAGAAGAAAAUACCUGUUCCAUGGAAGGCUUUGUUAACGUCUGGGCCGUUGAUAUCACUUUUAGUUGUGCGUUUGUGUGAUGACUGGGGUUAUGACACAAUGAUGUCUCAAGUUCCGGCCUUUCUGCAUGGGGUCUUGAAAAUGAAUAUCACCAACAAUGCUUUGUAUUCAACUUUGCCAUAUGUGGCCAUGUGGGUGUUUUCGUAUAUUUACAUGAUAUCAGCAGACGUAGUACUGCAAAAUAAUUGGACGUCCUUGCUGGUGCUACGAAAGACCGUUAAUACAAUUUCGAUGUGGGGUCCAGCGGCACUUCUGAUUGCUAUCGGAUUUCUCGAUGAAAAUCAUAGAACAUUAACCUUAAUCUUUAUGAUCCUGACUGUUGGAUUAAAUGGUGGUCACACCAUUGGAAACUUGAUGAAUCAAAUUGAUCUAUCUCCGAAUCACGCUGGUAUUCUGAUGGCCUUGUUGAAUUCUUUAGCGAGUAUAGUGCGUGUGAUUUGUCCAAUUGUUAUAGGAAUUAUUGUGAAUGAUGAAACAAGUCGCUCUCAAUGGCAGACUGUAUUUAUAGUAGCAGCUGCAGUCAUUUUUCUAGGGAAUUUACAAUUUUUGUUCUUUGCUCAGACUAAGGAACAACCAUGGAAUGAUGAAAAUUUUGUGCACGAAGUUAAAAUAAGAGAAACAUCUUGAAAGUGAAGUUAGACUUUAUUAUACAGUGGCUUGCGUCUGAGGCUAGAGAAUUACUUUAAAUAAAUACAUUUUUGCAGUUUGUAUAUUAGAUGCUUAAAGCUAAGGAAUUUUUUCGUUUUUAAAAAGAAUGUUUUAUAAUUUUUAGUCAAGCAUCAACAAAAUGAAAUCAUUUAUUGCAGAUUUGAAUUAUUAUUUAUUUUGUUGCUAAUUAAAGAAUGUUCCAAAUAUAGUUUAAAAAAUCAAUAUAAAUAGUAUUUGUUGAAUACCUUUUCAGGUGAGAACUUUAAUUUAAGAACCUAGACUUGUCAUAAAGUUUAUAACAUACUCGUUGCCUAAAUAAAUCUUAUUGUUAUCAAAAUUGCUAAAGCACCGGGUUUGA
This is a messenger RNA of Eupeodes corollae, 1869 nucleotides long. RefSeq names its product putative inorganic phosphate cotransporter. Bases 108 to 1490 code for a protein of 460 amino acids. The transcript is spliced from 4 exons. Gene Ontology annotation, cellular component: plasma membrane. Gene Ontology annotation, biological process: monoatomic anion transport; transmembrane transport. The record is from RefSeq and is a predicted model, not a curated record. NCBI's taxonomy places the organism in Eukaryota, Metazoa, Arthropoda, Insecta, Diptera, Syrphidae. Gene Ontology annotation, molecular function: transmembrane transporter activity.